UCCCCUAGAGUGUGCCCCCAGCCGCUUGGCGCCAUGGCGGACACGGUGCAGACGGUGCUAGAGCGCAUGCUGCCGGAGCUCGACAGCCUCGAGAAGCAAGGGCUCUUCUCGCGCGCCGAGAUCAAAGAGAUCGUGCGCCGCCGCACCGCCUUCGAGUACCGCCUCAGGCGGCGCGGGAACGCGGCGAUUAAGGACGACUACAUGCGAUACGUGGAGUACGAGAUGCAGCUCGAGGCGCUGCGCCAGCUGCGGCGGAGAGACCCGAACCACCGCCAGGCUUUCCGCCAGCGCGCGGACGCCGUGCUGCAGCGCAAGGGGCGGCAGGGCAGCCGCGAGUGGUACAGGCGGCAGCGCGCGGCGGAGAGGGCGAGUGACGUGGCGGUGAUCAAGCGCGUGCUGUUCAUCUUCUCGCGCGCCACGCGGCGGUUCAAGGGCGACCUGGACCUGUGGAUGAAGUACCUCGAGUUCUGCAAGGCGUCUGGGUCAAGGCAGCAGAUGCAGAAAGCCAUGGCACGCGCCCUACAGCUGCACCCCACGGAGCCCUCCCUGUGGCUGUACGCGGCGUCCUACGAGUUCAACCAGCGCGUGAACGCGCCUGCUGCGCGCACGCUGCUGCAGCGGGGGCUGCGCAUGUGCUGCCCGCAGCUCAUCGCAGGGGGAGACAGGGGGAGCGUUGGGGGCGCGGGGGGAGCGGGGGGAACGGGGGAAGCCGGGGGAGGGUCAGGGGGAGGGACAGGAGGGGCGGGGUUAGGGGCAGGUGUGGGGCAGGCAGGGGUGACGAUUUCCGAGGCUGGAAACAUUUCGAUUGUGCCUGCCCGGAUUCUGGAGUCGUCCCGUUUGCUGUGGAGCGAGUAUUUGCGGAUGGAGCUGGUGUAUGCACGGAAGCUUAAAGCGAGGCAGCUGCUACUGGGGAUAGAGGAGGAGGAGGGGGGAGGAGAAGAGGGAGAGGGAGGAGGAGGAAAAGAGGGAGAGGAAAAGGCACAUGGUGCAGGGAAGGAUGGGGGGAUGGCAGAGGGGGAGGAUGAAAAGGUGGUUGAAAAUAAAGCUGAUGGGAGUGGCGGAUUGGGUCAAAGUGAUGAGCUGGCAGUGCGGGUGGCGACUGUGGUUUGCCGUAACGCAAUCAAAUCGAAUCCCAAGGAUCUGCUGCUGCGAGUGGCCCUGCUGGACGCCCUUCGAGCAGGCAGCGGACAAGAGGAGGAGGAGGAGAACGACGAGGAAGGAGAGGAAGACGAAGUGGAGGAGGAGAAGCAGGAAGGAGGAGAGGAGGAGAAAGGGGAGCGGAGCGCGAAGGAAGCAAGUGGGAAAGGAAGGGGCGGGCAGGCGAGGCGGCGGGUGGUGAGAAUACUGGGGCUGGGGGGGGUGGAGACGGAGGUGUGUGCGGGCAUGGCCGGCGCCUUCCCUGGCAGUGCCACUGUGCUAGAAGUGCUGGCGAGACGGUGGAUGAGGCGCGGGCGGAGGGGGGCAGGAGGGCGAGGAGAGAGAGGAGAGGAGGGAGGGUGGGUGAGUUGGGAGGAGGCGGAGAGAGGCGCGUUGAAGGUGUUCGAAGACGCUCUUGAGAGGCAGAAGCAGCAGCAGCCGGGUUCGUCGUCCCUCUCCUCGCUCUGCUGCGCCUACCUGGACUUCCUCACGCGGCUGGUCACCGGAGGAAAGGCAUAUGGCGAGGAAGAGGAGGGAGAGAGAGGGUCUGGGGAGGGGGCAGAGGAGGGGCACGAAGAUGUGGAAACUGAAGGCGGGGAGGAGGGGGGUGUGGAGCGGGAAGGGCUCCCCCUGGCCGACCUGGUGUCACGAGGCAAUGCAGUGAUGGCCCUAGCGCAGGCUCGGCAGCUGGGUGGGGAGGAGCCAAUCGUGGAGCGACACGUGGCGCUUCUGCUGCGCGCUGGGCGGGCUGAGGAGGCCCUGGAAGCUGCGAGGAAGGUGCUGGAGGCGAGUGGGGGGGUGGUGAUGGCUGGGGUGUGGGCGCUGGAGAGGGAAGCAGAGAGGAGGGUGCGGAGGAGGAGAGGCGGGGGGAAGGAGGUGGCUGGUGUGAUGGCAGUAGCAGGAGUGGGAGCAGGAGUGGGAGCCGGAACAGGAGCAGGAAGAAGAACAGCGGCAGGAGGGGCAGCAGCAGCAGCAGGGGGGUCAUCAGGCCCGGUUCGCAUUGGGAACUGGGGCCACCCAAAGCUGGUGGAUUACUGGAUGGAGCAAGUCGAGUGUGCCCCAAGCCUGGCGUCUCUACAGGCCAUCAUCGACUCCCUCAUGUCAGCAGCAGCAACCAUGGGCUCCCCCAAGACCCUACUCUCUUCCUCCUCCUCCUCCCCUGCACCAUCUCCGCUUGCUGCUGCUGCUGCCCCGACAACUUCCUCCCUCUGCACCUCGCCUAGUGCUGGCGCUGGUUCCGACGACGCGGCACAUGCCAGGCACCUGGUGGCAGUGCUGCAGUGCGCCGCACUCUCAGUCGCCAAGAGGAGAUUCGGAACCGCUGCCGCCCGCCAGCUGUACACAAGGUUCUUCUCCCUGCCCUUUGCGUCGGAGCGCCUCUACCUGCACGCCAUCCAGUUGGAGCGGGAGUGGGAGGGCGAGCAGGGGGGGAAGGCGGAGCAGAAAGGGCAAGGGAGUGCGAGAGGGAGGGAGGGGCGGGUGGAGCGACUCUUUGACUCGGCCUUGGAGCGAUUCGGAUCGCUCAGUGCUGAUCUCUGGCUGGCGUACUGCAGAUACGCUCUUGAGGUGAACGACACCACGCUGCUCUCCUCAAUCCACUGGAAGGCGUGCCACUCGCUGCCGGAUGCGGCGGCCUUCACGACUGCUUAUCACAAGUUGGUGCACCUAUCAUAGGCACGCGGGCAUGGCCCUGCAUGCCUGCACCGAGUGGAUGGUUUUGCUAGGGCGAAUGAAUCACCGUCUUCCCUUGUUCAUUUGCAAUGGAUUUCUGCUGUACUGUGGCGUGCGCCACACCAGAAGGUGGCAUGGCAUGGCAUGGCAUGUCAUGUCCGUUGCUGUGAAGGUCUAGUCAGGUCAGGUGCUCACAAGAACUUCCUUCAGGCUCCGAACCGAACCGAAAGCAUUUGCCAUUUGCUGCGUUUAUCCCUUGUGCUCUCCGAUUGUGCCUGGGCGUCAUGGC
This is a messenger RNA of Closterium sp. NIES-67, 3097 nucleotides long. The record is from the annotation of a GenBank genome assembly. Lineage: Eukaryota; Viridiplantae; Streptophyta; Zygnematophyceae; Desmidiales; Closteriaceae.